AUGAAUCCCAUCAUAUCCUUAUCCCGGCGCUCUGCCCUCCGAACCGCGCGCAACUCAUUCUCCCGCCCUCUCUCAACCACCACACCCCUCAGCGCCGUGAAAGCAGACCAAACCAAGAAAUCAAACGACCCCUCAGCAAGCCAGAAGGAAGAGCACGGGUCUCAAGCAGAGCAGGUCUCCGGCGAAGGCCGCGACCACCCGGCCAAACAACCCGAUCCACAGCAGUCGCCGAGCAAAUCCACGGGCGUGAGGGAGGAGGGCCCCAACGGAAAGGCCGGGUCGGCGCCGGACCAGGGCGUGCAUACGGAGAAGGACGCGGGGGCUGGGGAUCGGAGUGGUGGCAUUGUAAAUAAGCCCCAGCAAUUGCCUGAAGACGAUCAUUGA
Messenger RNA from Anthostomella pinea, 384 nucleotides. The record is from the annotation of a GenBank genome assembly. NCBI's taxonomy places the organism in Eukaryota, Fungi, Ascomycota, Sordariomycetes, Xylariales, Xylariaceae.